This is a messenger RNA of Paramecium tetraurelia, 987 nucleotides long. RefSeq lists its product as uncharacterized. The transcript is spliced from 4 exons. The record is from RefSeq and is a predicted model, not a curated record. NCBI's taxonomy places the organism in Eukaryota, Ciliophora, Oligohymenophorea, Peniculida, Parameciidae.
AUGGCUACCCCAGAAUCAUUAAACCCAGCUCCUCUUACUGGUUUAGGAGACCAUUCUUACAAGAAGGUCUUGGAAGAUGACUAUUCAACUGGAAAGUUAAACCUCAAAUUUAAGGGAAACACAAAGAAUUUGGGCACUGCCAACUACAAGGGAUGGUUAGAUCUGAGCAAAUAAUAAUCUAAGCAAGAGACUAAGUUCCAAUUCCCCUACUAGAAAUAUUUCUUCCAAAUUGCCACAAGAGAAGAUGGAGCAAAAGUACACAUCGACUUUGGAGAAGUAGCCAAAGUUGGAAGCAAUGGAAGACUUAAUCUAUUUGCCAAUGCAAAAUUAGGCAGCUCUCAUUUGGGAUAAGCAGUACUCAGAUUUGGUGGUGUUACUUAAUUCAAAUAAGUGACUAGUCACAUACGUUUCGAAUAUAAUCCAAGCAAUGUCGUGAAUGCAUUCAACAGAGCCCUUUGGAAGAAUAACAAUUGGGUCUCAGUAUUUGCAUAAGACGUUCAAGUCACAAAUGGAUUUAAAGUGAGAAGAUUCGACUUCCUCAUUGGACGCCUCUCAUAGAAUUAUGAUGUCUUUUUCAGACACUUGACUUAAGAUCCACAAAAACCCAAAGAAGUGCCUUAAUUACUACAAGGAAAAGUAAUUUUGGAUCUUGUUUACAGAAAAGAUAAAAACACUUUCGGAUUGGAGGCAGAAUACAACUUAGCUAAAUCUUAAUUAAAUGCUUUGGCUGGAGUCUCCACAAAGGUAGAAAAAGUAGAUGUCAAAGCAAGACUCAAUUUGACAUAAAAGAAACUUGCUUUGAGUGGAAAAGGAAAACUGAAUGACAGAUUCAAUUGGACCCUAUCAACCGAAGUACCAAUCGACGGAUCAUCACCAGCCAAAUAAGGUUUCUUACCAGUCCCAAUUGGAUUCACAUUAGAUGCAUCAUUAUGAUCAAUAUUAGUAUAUAUAUAAAAAUAAAAUUUAAUUGUGCUUAAUGUUAGAAUA